AUGUCGAAAAUUAACUGGGUGCCUACCGACCUAGAGCUACGGGAUGUCAAGGUGACCCCGGCGGAGGCCAUCACGGCGGUGGAUCGUGUACGCAAGACCCUCGUCCUCUUUAUCGCUUUCGGAAAGGGGUCUGAUGAAGUUAUCAAAGAUUAUGAGCUCCUGUACACGUCCAUGGCCACCGUCGUAGAUGACUGGUCUGACGAGGAGGGCCCUGGAGGGUCGGACGAUGAGAAUGAGGGAUAUGGCUUGCCCGCGGACCUGAGUCAGGGCUUUUCGGCCCCUCGACCUCAGCAUCCCGCGCUGCCGAGCAGGCCGUUUGUACCCCGUCUGCAAAACUGGCGCAUGAAUCUCUGCGGCCUCUCCCAGGUGUACGGCCUCUAUUUCGCCGCGUAUGGAUUCCUCGGUGACAUGGAGCUAGUUGUCACCGCCUGUGACAAUGGAGAUGUGAUUGCCUAUUACACGAGCGAAGUUGCGCGCUACAUCUCGGCAAUGAUGGUAGAUCCACAAAAGCAAGCCACCCCACCGUUGCCAUUCUUCCACGAAAACGUCGGGACAUCCGCCUGGGGCCUUGCUCUUCACGCAAAAACACGCUUGCUGGCUGUGAGCUCUAAUCGGCACGAAGUGACGGUGUUCGCAUUUGCCCUCAACCGCCUCACAAGGAGCUUCAGCAGUCUUGUGCGGCCACGAAUGAGGCCGGCCGAAGCCGCCGUGCUUUCCCGGAAGCGCGAUUGGAGGAUAAUGCUUCAUCUAGGGCGAUCUGGAAAUAAUAUUCCAAGCAUCGACUUUGUAAGUAACGACUCCGGGCAUGCAGAAAAAGUGUGUGCUGUCGAUAUAUCCGAGCAGUUUUGGCUCUUGGACAUCUGGCGUCCCUGCACAAGCCCCACCCUCCUUCGACCUCGGGACGUUCACUGGGGCCACAGGCAGAGCUACUGGGGCGUGCUCGCUUUACCCGACAGCAGCUUUCUCGAUGUUGGGACGCACAGCCCGCGCCAAGGUCUGGACGGAGAGGUGCGGAAUUGGAUGGUGGCGUUGGGGUUGAACAGACCCGUGAGGCCAGGCGGCACCAAACCUCUAUACUGGAUUGAUACUACGUCAUCCCUCGGCCGAGUCUUGAUGAGCUUAUCUUUUAACCCCGACCAAGAUGACUCUACCUUGGAGCAGUAUUCCCUUCGCAGUAGGGCGCAAGCGGACGGCCCAAUGGCUACGGGUCACCUCGAGUUUUACAACGCCGCUCUCUCUCAUAAUCAAGCCGAAUCUAUCGAAGGGGAUGGCGACGAGUCUUUGGUUGAUGAUAUUGAUGAUGAAGACGAAGACGACGACGACGACGAUGAAGAAGGUGGAGAUGAGGCGCCGGCCGGCGAGACGAACACGGGUGCAGGGGGCGAUGACGACUCCGACUCGAUAGAUAUGAUGGCCACCCAGCCCCCACCUGAUCCGCACACCUCUUUCUUGUACCAUACAAACGCCAACGGCCAGCUGACCUCACCAAUCGACACAGCAGCUUCUGCCCUGCUUAGUUCCGCCGUCUCGAACUUGGCAACGGUGAUGGAUCCUCCCGAUAUACCUCCACAAACGACAUAUGCCUCCCAUCAACAUCUUCCGCUGCUCCCCUAUCCACACUUGCCCCGGGAUGUGCAGACGCCGCGUUCUAGCGUCGGGGCCCCGUCUCGCAUGCGUAUGCUUUACAAACCGCACCUAGGCAAGACAUUUAAAGAGCCGCACACGUACUUUGAGAAAGACUUUUGGCUGAGGCGUAGAAGGGAGUACAACGAGGAAAAGAAGAAGCAAAAUCAAGCCGGAAUCGCAGCAAUUGCCGACAAUACCAGCUUCUUUGUCACGGGAAGCUACGAUAUACGGCUCCUAUCCACGGAUGCCGAUUUCAUUGAUCUUUAUUGCCAAGACCCCUUCAGGGGCCCCCGACUGCCUGGGACCUAUACUCACAUAUACCGUACCAACAUGAUCCUGCAUGUCCCCGAGUUAAACCUUGUUGUGGCUGGGAACCAAGCCGGGCGCGUAGCCCUGAUUAGCUUGAUCAAAUGUGCUUUUGCCCAACCGCGAGUGAGGGGCGAUCGGUGUUUCCGCGUCGACAUGCUACUUCCUACUCGGCGCGAGGAAGCAAAGCGCAAACUCCGACCCAACGUCCCCUCUUCGGGGUCGCAAUCGGGCCGGCGCCAGAAGUCGACGACGAUGUCAACUUGCGACUCAGAGCAAUUCGGCCGCAAAGGAUUCCCAACGACCGGCAGUACAGGCUAA
This is a messenger RNA of Parascedosporium putredinis, 2253 nucleotides long. NCBI's taxonomy places the organism in Eukaryota, Fungi, Ascomycota, Sordariomycetes, Microascales, Microascaceae. The record is from the annotation of a GenBank genome assembly.